AUGGCAACAUUCGACUGGCAUUCAGAGAGGACCGACCUCUCCAAUCUAGCAUUAUUGGAUCGUGCUCCUGAAAGUGAGGGAAUCGACCUUCGUGCAGUACGUCUCUAUAGAUUAGGCAGGGUCCGAAGCCAGAUGGCAAAAUAUAGCAUAGACGCUCUCAUCCUCUCCGAUCCGAUUAACAUUCGCUACGCUACUGGGAGCCGGAACAUGCAAGUUUUCAGCAUGCGCAAUGCACCAUCUCGCUACCUACUGCUCACUGCAAACCGCUCUAUAUUGUUCGAAUUCACAGGAUGUCUUCACUUGGGCCAAGGCUACGAGACCGUUGACGAAGUACGUCCUUCAAAAACAGCGAGCUUUGUGGCUGCUGGUCCCAAGAUCGAGGAGCGUGAGCUCCUGUGGGCCAAAGACAUGGGAGAGUUGAUUACUGCACUUGCUGGCAAGUCAGCAACGCUAGGUUUGGAGCGCCUCAAUGCCAAUGUGGCCGUCGCGUUAAAGAACCUCGGGUUCAACAUCGUCGACGCUCAAAGACCCGUCGAGAUGGCGCGAGCCAUAAAAUCAGCCGAAGAGAUCAAGUGCAUUGUUGCAUCAUUGCGUGCAACCGAAGCAGCUGUUGGUCUACUGCGCGACGCAAUCCGUCCAGGGAUCACCGAGACUGCGCUUUGGUCAGUCCUCCAUCAGUCUAUCAUCGCCCAGAAUGGAGACUACUGCGAGACACGGUUGCUAAGUGCUGGCCAGCGCACAAACCCAUGGUUUCAAGAAACGGCAAGCUACGUGAUCGGUAAAAAUGAACUCAUUGGCCUUGAUACGGACGUUGUCGGCUGCCAUGGUUAUUACUCAGACUUCUCCCGGACCUUUCAUUCCGGGCCUGAUAGUCCAACCGAGGCGCAGCAGGAGCUCUAUAAGGCGGCCUACGAGCAGGUGACGCACAAUAUGAGCAUUCUGCGGCCUGGAUUAACAUUUCGCGAAUACGCGGACCUGGCAUGGGAUAUUCCGGGAAAGUACUAUGCGAAUCGCUAUUACCUCUCGGCACACGGCUGCGGAAUGACGGGGGAAUAUCCAUACCUCUACCACCGCGGCGACUUUCCUGAUGCUGGCUAUGAUGGUGUCAUUGAAACCGGGAUGGUCAUCUGUGUGGAGAGCUAUAUCGGCGAGGAAGGUGGCUCUCAAGGGGUAAAGCUUGAGCAGCAGGUUUUAAUUACAGAGACUGGCAUUCAAGUUCUGUCAAAAUUCCCCUUCGAGCAAAGUCUGCUGCAAUAG
Aspergillus steynii IBT 23096 is the source of this 1257-nucleotide messenger RNA. Its product is annotated as M24 family metallopeptidase. The record is from RefSeq and is a predicted model, not a curated record. Bases 1 to 1257 code for a protein of 418 amino acids. The transcript has a single exon. NCBI's taxonomy places the organism in Eukaryota, Fungi, Ascomycota, Eurotiomycetes, Eurotiales, Aspergillaceae.